AUGGGUGAGCAAAAAGAAGGUGCCAAGACUGAGGUUGCUCGCUCUCGUGAUAAUUACAUGUCAUGGAGUGAUGAUUGUACCAAGUAUUUGCUUGAGUGGUAUGUCGAGAAGCAAAGGGACAAGCCACCAACCUUCAAGUGGAAGGCACAACACCAUCUACAAUGUGCUAAUGAUCUGAAUGACAAGUUUGGAAUUACAGCUACAGCAAAACAAGUUGAUCGACACUUUAGGUCAUUCAAGGAGAAAUGGAAGUGGAUAAAGCUAGCAAAGGGGAGGAGCGGAUAUGGUUUCGAUAAAGUACUUAACAAAUUUAACAUUGACAAGUCAGAGAAAUCACCAAGCAAGCUUGGUAAAAUAAAAUUUAACUACCUUACUCACUCCAUCAAGUUUUAUCAUCUCCUAGAAGAACUGUUUAGUGACUCGUCUCAUGCGGAUGGCUCACUAGCUAUUGAUGUGAAUGAUGCAAUUGAGAAUGUGGAAUCUGAUGGUAGUAGUGAAACGAGCAACCACACAUCCACUGCCGAACAAGGUCUUAGUGAUUCCGACAUGAUUGCGCCCAACAGUCUAGCAGAAGGCACUAGCUCAAAUCUGAAGCGCAAGCAUGUUAAAGCACCACAUAAGAAGAAACCAAAGGUCAAGGCGCGUCGAGCCAGCGUGUUAGAUGAUGAUGUGGCAGCGAGCAUUGUGAGUCUUGCUAAAACUGUGAAAUCUACUACCCCUAUUCAGCCAAUAGCAGUUACAGACCCCAAUGCCAAUCUUUGGAAACACAUUGAGUCGCUAACUAUCCCAGCAAAUGAGAAGAUUGAGUUAGCAGCCUAUCUUGCUAAGCCAGAACAAGAAAUUUUCCGUGGUUUCCUGAACUGUGCAAGCGUCCAGACUUUUAAUGCUUGGGUCCUUGAUUAUUUCGCGCACAAGUACGACGGCAACAAUCGCACAGCUGCUGAUCCAUCAAUCUGA
Messenger RNA from Triticum aestivum (bread wheat), 957 nucleotides. RefSeq lists its product as uncharacterized. Bases 1 to 957 code for a protein of 318 amino acids. The transcript is spliced from 2 exons. Lineage: Eukaryota; Viridiplantae; Streptophyta; Magnoliopsida; Poales; Poaceae. The record is from RefSeq and is a predicted model, not a curated record.